AGGCACUGAUUGAGGCGGCCGGCGCGGCGCGGCUCGGCACAGCGCGGGGCCUUGCGGGCGGCGGGGCCCGGCCGGGCAGCAUGUCGGGGCCGAGCGCCGUGUCGGAUCCCCAGCACCCGGCGCGGCUGCUGCGGGCGCUCAGCUCGUUCCGAGAGGAGAGCCGCUUCUGCGACGCGCACCUGGUGCUGGAGGGCGAGGAGAUCCCGGUGCAGAAGAACAUCCUGGCGGCCGCCAGCCCCUACAUCAGAACGAAGUUGAAUUAUAAUCCUCCAAAGGACGAUGGCUCGACGUACAAGAUUGAACUUGAAGGGAUAUCUGUUGAUACCAUGAAAGAGAUACUAGAUUACAUCUUCAGUGGGCAGAUCAGGCUAAAUGAAGAAACUAUCCAAGAUGUGGUACAGGCAGCUGAUCUCCUGCUGCUUACAGACUUAAAAACUCUCUGCUGUGAGUUUUUAGAAGGUUGCAUAGCUGCUGAGAACUGUAUUGGUAUUCGGGACUUUGCACUGCACUAUUGUUUGCAUCAUGUUCACUACCUUGCCUCAGAGUAUCUGGAAACUCAUUUUCGAGAUGUCAGCAGCACAGAGGAAUUCUUGGAACUGACUCCUCAAAAACUGAAAGAAGUGCUGUCGAUGGAAAAGCUCAAUGUUGGAAAUGAAAGAUACGUCUUUGAAGCAGUGAUUAGGUGGAUUUCUCAUGAUUCAGAAUCGAGAAAGGUUCACAUGAAGGAUGUGAUGUCAGCAGUGUGGGUUUCGGGCUUAGAUGCGGCGUAUUUACGUGAGCAGAUGAUGAGCGAGCCGCUGGUACGGGAGAUUGUUAAAGAAUGCAGCAAUAUCCCCCUCACACCACCUCAGCAGGGAGAGGCCAUGCUGGCCUCCUUCAAGCCCCGUGGCUACUCGGAGUGCAUCGUGACAGUCGGUGGAGAAGAAAGAGUAUCCCGGAAACCAACCUCAGUGAUGCGCUGUAUGUGUCCUCUUUAUGAUCCCAAUAGACAGCUCUGGAUUGAACUUGCUCCUAUGAGUAUUCCAAGGAUCAAUCAUGGAGUAUUGUCAGCAGAAGGAUUUCUGUUUGUGCUCGGUGGUCAGGAUGAAAACAAGGGAACGCUGAGCUCUGGAGAGAAAUACGAUCCAGACACCAAUUCCUGGAGUUCCUUGCCACCAAUGAAUGAGGCACGACAUAAUUUUGGUGUGGUGGAGAUUGAUGGAAUUCUGUAUAUUCUGGGAGGCGAGGAUGGUGAAAGGGAGCUAAUCUCUAUGGAGAGUUACGAUAUUUAUAACCGUACCUGGACCAAGCAGCCAGACUUGACCAUGGUUAGGAAGAUUGGCUGCUAUGCAGCUAUGAAGAAGAAAAUCUAUGCAAUGGGUGGAGGCUCCUAUGGAAAGCUCUUUGAGUCCGUGGAGUGUUAUGACCCAAGGACUCAACAGUGGACGGCCAUCUGUCCUCUGAAAGAGAGGAGGUUUGGGGCAGUGGCCUGUGGAGUUGCCUCUGAGCUUUACGUGUUUGGUGGGGUCAGGAGCCGUGACGACAGCCAAGCCAGCGAGAUGGUGACGUGUAAAUCUGAAUUUUAUCAUGAUGAAUUUAAAAGGUGGAUUUAUCUAAAUGACCAGAACCUAUGUAUCCCAACUAGUUCCUCUUUCGUGUAUGGAGCUGUGCCUAUUGGAGCCAGCAUUUAUGUGAUUGGAGAUCUUGAUACAGGUACGAAUUACGACUACGUGCGGGAGUUCAAAAGAAGCACGGGGACGUGGCAGCGCACGAAGCCGCUGUUCCCGUCGGACCUUCGCCGCACGGGCUGCGCGGCCUUGCGGAUCGCCAACUGCAAGCUCUUUCGACUGCAGCUCCAGCAGGGGCUGUUCCGCAUCCGCGUUCCUUCCCCGUGACCCGUGUGCUGACAGUGGAGGAGACUGGAAGAGUUCUGCGCAGUCCACCAUAUGUAGCUCUAUAUAAAGGAAAAGCUGAGAAAUUACAGCUGAAACUUACACUGUAUGCUGUGCUUUGGUAUGGUAACUGUUUUUGUUUUAAAUGCUUCAAAAGCUUGAGUCUCAGUUCUUGUUUCGGGAACAAAUAACUUACGUAAACAUUAAAAAGAAGAGAGGGGGAAAACGAGGGGGGAUCGAGGAAACACCUUCAGUCGUAACCAUUCGGACUUGCCAGUGUGUUAUUGAAGGAGAUCUGCUGUGUCUGGAACUGGUGGGAACUGGUAUUCCUGUGGUGAAAAGCGAGAAAGAUUUAAGGUGCGUUUCCCUUGGGGGGGAACCGAUAAGAAUAAACGCGCUAUCUCGGACCGGAUAGCUCUAAUAUGCAGAAGCUAUAUGAAAACCAACCUCCCUGGUACGCUGCAAGGACUGCUGUUUGACUGUGAUGCCGCAGGAGACGUUGGUUGUUGCACCUUUCACUUCUAGUCCUUCCUCAAAAGCUAAGGUCUGUGCCUCAAAACGGUGGUGGUGUGUACAUACGUUUUUCAUUCAUUUGCAAUGUUUUCAUUCCGAAAAAUAUUUUUAAUAUAUUUAAAAUGGACUAAUCUAAAAUGGAUACAGUAUACUACAGGGAAGUAAACUGUGUUUUUUUUUACGCUGACAUUCAAAUAGCCUGACGAACUGGCAUACAGGUGGGCGGCAUGUGUUUCUGCGUGGGUUUUGGAGGCAGUUUCCUUGAAACACAAGGAAAUGGCUUUUGGAACGCUUCGUGACAAUUGCUGCUCUUGGUAAAAGGCAUCAAAACUUGAGAAAUCAGAGAAAAAAAGGUUGUGUUCCUUCUUACUUCAGGGCACUAGAGAACUAGGACAAUGUCUUUUUUUUCCUUUUAAGACUGAGGAUUAUAGAAACAUUUUAUCUCUGGAGCAAAGGUGAAAUAUGACAAGGAUACAUUUGUUUCACAGAAAUCAGAUUUUCGGAUUAUCGCUUACAGGAAAUUUGUACAGCUAUUUUUAAUUGGGAUCAAAAGUUGGUUUGCUAAUAAUUUCCAUGCUAGGGCACAGAUUCUUGUUUACUGCUGCUUGACUUUGAAAGCCGGGCUUUAUGGUGUGGUUAUGGUGAGGAAUUUAGUAUCUUGCAUUUUCAUUCCUAAUGAGUCAUGUUCACGCCAGUAGUGAUGUUCAACUGACUUCUGUUCUUGGGAAAGAUCAGCUGGUAGAACACCUUACCUUGCUUCUUGAUUUCACUGCUGUUUGUGAUGGGUGGGACGUAACCUAUAGUUAUUUAAAAGUUGUUUAAAAGGUAUAAAGUGAGAGAGGUGGAAAUGGAAACGAGGCCUCCUGCCCUUCAGAAUAAGAGACUUUGUAUAACCAGUAUUAUAACUAAGUACGAUACUUUCCACGCUGCAACUUCAUGGACCUCAGACAAGCCAAUCUCUGCCCUCAGUUGUGUUAGCAUCGACCUUUGUCAUUUUUAUUGAAUCUUCUUAGAUCUGCAGAAAUACAAUCCCAAACUCGUACAAGAGUUGCACUCAACUUUACAUUCCUUGAAGAGACAUUCUGAAACUUGCUUUUGCUCAGUCCUUCCACAGUGCUGGUGUGUAAUGGGAAUUACUCCGAUUCUGAGAAAAGGGAUGGGGAAAAAAAGGCAACGAAAGAGGGCAGCAGUCAAUCCGUUGGCCGGUAUUUAUUUAUUUUUAUUUUUUACAAUGCUGAAGUGCUGCAAAACUUGAACUAUAGACAUCAAUUUUCUGACCUCUGUUAGUUGGCAUAUUGAAAAGUUUAUAUAUUUAUGCAUCGUGGUAAACUUGAUAUGUGUGUGUAUAUAUGUCUUCAGAUUUAAAAUUUAUAUAUAAUGCUCUACUACAGAAAUGUGAACCACUAUUUCCAUCUUCAGCCAUCUUGUGAAAUGAAUCAAGUGCUGUUGGCUUAUCUAUAAAACUUCCCCUUUUCAAAAAUUUCAUUUUAAUUUAAUUUCUUAGACAAAGUGCUUAGAUCCUGUAUUCAAAAGCGAUGAGAUUGAAUGUUUCUAUCUCACUUCUGAACCUAGUUUUCUAAGUGCUUAGAAAACUCUCAAAAACUGUAUUUAGAUUAUUGCAGGCUGCUAUCUCCUGAGUCCCUGUAGCUCCCCAGUACACUUGAGGGCAUUUAGUGUCCAGAAGGCCUCAGUAAUAAAUGCACAUAGUAAAUCUAAAUCAUACAUACAUUAGCAGUGUUUUGCAGUUAAAGUUAUUGAAUGUUUACAGUUAAAGUAGGAUUAACAGUAGGUAUUCUUACUUAUUUUUUUUAAGGGUAGAUAAAGCAAGCAGUUCUGCUCUAACCGAAGUGUAUUGCAAAUGUGCUCAGUUAGAUUUGACCAAGAAGCUUAAGUCUCUUCACCUGAAACAGUUAAAACUUAAUUUCCUAGCACGUGGCUGGAGGUCAGGGACCAAGCCUCUGCCGACACCUGCACCUUGAGUUUCAGGUAUGUACUCAAGGCAAAAAUGUAGGCACCCCUGAGAUCUCAAAAUCGUCUUCGUUGACCUUUCCUGAAGAUGUUUGCAUUGUGGUUCUGUGUUAGUGAGCUGCUCCCGGAGAGCUGCUGUGCGGCUGGGCGCGGGGUUCGGUGCAGAGGAAGGUGGGAGGCGUGUGCUGGAGUCUGUCUGCGUGCUCAGGGAACAGUGCCUCUCUGGGAUGUGAAAUUCCAUCCCAGGCUGGAGCUGCGCCUGGAAGCCAAGGCUCUCCUUUCCCAAGGAGUGUCCUGCUGUACUGUUGAUGGUGUGCGAAGUGAAGGAGAUGGUUGGCUUGAUGGGAGCAUUUGAUUCCAGAGGUACUGUGUUUAAGGCGCUGACCAGCUUCCCGAGCCGUAGGGUGUUGAACUGGGUUCACUGGAAGGUGCUGCCACCCAGCUCCCCCUGCUGCCCUGGCACCUGCCUGCCCUGCAUGGGAUGGCCGAACCGUGCCUGAAGCAGCUCCUGCAUUUUCUCAGCUUGCAAUCCAGGAGUUUUCAAAUGAUUUGGCAGUUUAGUAACUAUUUAAGUUGUCCUUGCUUGGCAUGGUGGUCUUGAUAGCCAGUCCAACUCAAUUCCUUCCAGCUUGAAUCAGCAUUCUUAAAUCCAGCCGGUUCCACCCCUGGUAACUUGUUGAGCCACCCUCUCAGCGAGCUGCCUGUGCACCGUGCUGCUUUCUGGGGAUCAGGGAGGCAGGCAGCUGUUGUGCUGGGGUUCUUGGGGCUGGGAUCUGUGUCCCAGAAGUGCCACUGACACAGCGCUCGCCACUCCUCGGAGAGGGGCAGGUUUGGGGUGGCUGUAUCCUGGGCUGGGCCCAGCACAGUCCCGCACAAUGGCUGGGCCGCGUGGCGGGUGUGGCCUUUCCCCCUCGCUGUGAUAGAAUUGGACAAACUCUGGUAAUUGGAACCAGAAAGCCACCACUUAUGGGGUGGAGACUGUAGAAGAUGGGAGACGUGGUGGUGGUUUUUUUUUUUCCCCCUCACUCCAACUCCUACCACAGUUCCCACCCCCCCCCCCCCCCCCCCCCCCCCCCCCCCCCCCCCCACACACACACACACAGACUUUUAUUCUUUUUCCCAUGUAUGAGAGAUUGUUAUUGGAAAACAGAACUACUGGCCCAGUCCCUGUUCCCCAGGGAGUCAGCCCUGGGAUUCCAACUCUCCUCUUUCUAACCUGAAAAAGGGACAUCCUGUGAAGGGCCUCGUGUUCAGUUGUACCACAGCAAGGUCUGAUGAUCUUUAGAUAAUUUAUCAGCUACUCCUCAAGUUUUCGUUUCUGUGGGAAUGCUGUAUUAACUCAGCCAUUUGAGUCAAGUGACUUCCAGUAGCUUUGACAGUGCCUCAUCUUUAAGCUGAAAUUUAUGUGAGAUCACAUGAUAGACAAACUUACAAAGCCAGCUCAUGGUGAGUGCAGGCAGGCUUGCAUCUCUUUUGCGUUUGAUAGCACAAGACUUGCGUGUCACACCAUCUGCCUUCUGAGUCAGACUUCUUGCUGAAGGUACGAGUGUUUCCAUCCAAGCUCCCGAAGUGCCUGGCUUUCUUACCAACUCUCCUUCCAGAGAACAUCGGGCAGCUUAAUUAUUUUUUUUUUUGUGCAGUAUUUUUUGUGCCUGCAUGACUUGAUAAAUGCAGAAGAACAAAAAGCGAGGGGUUGAGGGAAUGUUUUUCCCUGCUUUGGCUGCAGCCUGUCUGGUGAGCUCAGUAACUGCAGUGUCUGUACAGCCUGCCUGGGUUUUGGUGAUGCGCGUUUGCCAUGCCAAGUGCAGGAUGCAAUAACAAACAGUAGUUGUUACAAGUGCCAAACUUCUGUUUCCUCUGUAUAUAGCAGUAAUUCAACUCUUCUGUUGUAUGCGGAGGUGCUGAAAACUCACUGUGCUCCAAAAAAGAGUAGCGAUUCUUUUUUUUUUUUUAAAUGAAUGUUACUUAAAUCACUGUAAAUCUUUAAUUUUUUUUAAUACUGUUCUGCAGUUUGUGUUACUCCUCACAGCUGCCUUCAGCCAUCACUCCGUGUGGUGCAUGCGGACACUCUGCUCUCUAUUAGAGCACUGGUGCCAUGCAAGUGUAUAAUAAAUGGCAGCUGACAAUAGGUUUUAAUAUUUAAAAUUAUAAAUACUUGGAUAAAGUACAAUUCAUUUGAAUUAAUCUUAUCUGCAGAAGGAAGGUUAUCUCUGGGGCGAUGUGGCUAUGGCCAAGGACAUGGGUGUGCUUAAGAUUUUAACUAAGGAGUGUUUCUGUGCCGCUCAGUGAUGCUUUCGAAGGACUUUUAUUUGAUGUAGGGUAUGGAUCCUUUCUGUAAUAAGCAUCAAGGUUUUAGGGUGUGUGUUUUCUUUACUCCUUGGAGAAAUUAAACGGCUUUUUCAGGGGAUGAUGUUAAUUAUGUACAUACUUGAUUUUCAGGCAGAAGCUACUUGUUCUGUGUUAACUUGGAGUACUUUCCUGUUGAGGACCGAGUUCAGGCCUGCGCUGCAGUCACGAGUGCUGCAGCCUUUUGACAUUUGCCAUCUGCUGUUGCUCUUGUUUGUUAUAUAGCCUAGAGCUGGGCCGAUGGGUCUGCUUUUCUGUGGCACGCUGUGUUGGAAAGAAAAGGAAGGAGAGUUGUCUGAAGGUGGAGAAGCUGGUCCAGCAAAGCUGACUGGGAGAUAUCAGUGUGAAGCCAGUAGGGUGUGGGUGAAGCACUGCUGUGAAGGUGACAUCCACAUGCUCUGAAGUUUAUUGAUAGGUCAUCUUAAGGUUUGGCUUGGUUCUGUUUUUUAUCAGUUUAUUACAGCGGGAGGGAUUGCAACCAGGCUUUAAAGCAGCAACUCCAGUCAGCGUUGUCCUGUGGGACCCUGUAGCCUGGCUGUUGCUGUGCUCCAGUAACCAAUUUUCUCAAUUCCUCAUUAACAGGUAACCUGAAACAAUACAUUAAAACCAUUCUAAGUGCCUAAUGAAUUAGAUGAACAUCUGCUAGAAGGUAUUAAUGGUAGCGGGGGCAUGAAACAAUAACCUGCUACCAACAGCUGAUUAUGCUGUAAAUUUGUUGGUGAUACAAAGUCUUGAAAGAUUUUUUUUUUUAAAUAGCUUAUUAUUAUUAUGUGUCAGACUUGUUUAGGAGUAGCAUUUGAAGGUUACUUGAAGUAAUGUAUUGAAAAAUGAGCUGAGAGACUGGAACUUCUCAGUGUAAAUGGUUAAACCUCGUUGCCCGGUAUUUGUGUGUGGCUGAUGCACACCUGCCCCAGCACAUCAGUAAAUGAACAUGCUCAAUGCCAUUGCCUACCUGUGCCCUUGAAUUUUUGUAAUGAGAUGAGUCUGUACCGCACGCUUGUAGAAGCUGAUGGAUUUGAUUACAAUGAUAGGAUAGAGAGAAGCAUCCCCGCUGUAAGUGACAUCUAUUAUGUUAUUGAUGAAACAAAAAUAUGUAAUUUUUUAAUGCUGGGUGCUUCUGAAUCACCACGUAUUGCCCUUCAUUUUUCUUUGCUUUUCUUUCUUCUCGUCUUUUCAACUGAUGCCAAGAUGUCCUCUGGUUUUGUCAAGGGCAAGUUUCUUCCAUCUGUGCUUCUAGCCCCGGUCAGGACCUGAGGGAUCUGGUGAAGGCGGGCUGUUCCGUGGGCUGCCUUCAUAGGCGUCAUUUCUGCCUCUCUGAAUUCUGCCAGUGCGCUGCCACCUGCAUGAAUUUCAGAAUAGGAAACAAAACCACUGUGGAACAAUGUUACGCUCAAUUAGAAAGCAAGAGCCACUUUGGAAAGCUUAAAUUUUUGCACGGGAUAGGCAGCGCUCUGAAAAGACUUAUCACUGUGACUCUUCUGGAAUUUCUCACCAUAAUGCUCUCGCGUGCUACAGCUUUAGCCAGGCAGCAUCUGUUCUAUCAAUUUAUGUAUGAAAGUGGGAAAGCGUUAUCAUCUGUCACGUGUUUCAGCAUUUCUUAAAAAGCAGAGUCUGUUUUGAUCUCGGGAUAAGUGGAACAGUACACCAGAGGGUAUGGCAGGGUGGCCGUGUUGAACAGCCAGUCCCUGAGGCGUUGUGAAAGUUCUGUUUGAUGGGAAGCCAAGGGGUAGCCUCGCCAUGGUGCUUUCUCAUAAGCUCUUUGAGAACUGGUCUUAAACUACUCCAAAGGACUCUUCAGGAUUGCCUGCAGUGGCUGAGAUCUGUUCUGGCUUUUGUUUGCGUGGGGAAACACCUGCUAAGCUAAUUGUGGGUGUUUCUUCUCCCUGACUUCCCAAACCUAAUGUUUUGCUUCUCACAAUUGAAGCUUUCUGUAUUUAAGGGUUGGAGGUGACAUUUCGCAGUUUCUGAUAUGAUGUCAAUAUCUUAGUUUAACCGAUUGAAACAGCACGCUGUGUUCUUGUGGACUUCUAGGAGGUAGCAUUAAUACUGCACGCUAAGCGGUGAGGAAAAUGAACAAUAAAAUAGCAAAGUUCUUCUUACAGUGUGCACAGCGUUAGCUGUGUGCCUCUGAUGGGCUGAGAGGCUCUUUGUGGCACAGAGCUGGUGUCACGCUGCCAUUGCUGCCUCUGGUGUUGGGAAGCAGGGCUGGAUGUGGCCCAGCUGCAGGCAGGUCCGGUGCCUGAGAGCCGUGGAGCCCACGGCUGUCUGAGGGUCAGCCCAGCCAAAGCCUUGACCCAAGGCACGUGGGUUCCUGUGCGGUGCAGUACUGCUUCCUGGCCUCGGUUGUUUUGUCUUUUGGUCUUACUAGCACGGCUUUGAUUUCACCUUUGUCCCACAUUUAUGUCCGAAUCCAGUGAAUCACUCAGAAAUUCUUCUGUGGAUCAGAGUAAGUCCUCGCAAACUCCAUGUUCCUCUGUGCUGCUUUUUGCACGUCUUGGUGUCCUUUGUCUGCACUCAGUGUAUGUGGGGAGAGUGCUUAAUAGAUGAUAAAACGACAUUUCAUCAAGCUUGUGCUGUCUGCAGGUUAAAUACCACCUGAGCUGCUGCGAGCAAUCCUCGACGUGGUGGAGCAUGUGUGUCACACCCCACGUGUGUCUGUUAUGUCGGGCUGACAUCUGCCUUUGGUCCGUGGGGGAAGCCCUUAUUCCCAGCUACCUCAUUUUAUUUUUCUGCACUUUGUCAAAUCCUUUUUUUUUUUUUUAAUUGCAUUUUGUCCUUCAAUGAAAACCUGGAACCAAACACGAGGCAGGGCAGAAUGAUGCCGUUGUCCAAGGACAGUUUACUUUAAUUUCAUUUUAAAUGCAUGUUUCUGUACGAAAAGACCAAGGUUGACCUGCAGCUGCUGUAAAAGUAAAUAAAAAUUACUUGAAAGUAACUAUUAUACUUGUAAAUGAGAGAAGCAAUUGAAAGACUGACCUGGUGAUUUUUAAAUAGAGAAAAUGCUAAAAUAGAGAUGUCAGCUUUUUUAAAGACAGAUCAGGUUUUUGCUCUGCCUCAGUUCUGCUCUGAUUUGCCUGUGAGCUUGAGCCAUUUUCUUAACAGAGAUUCAUGGAUUUUUCUGUAAGGUCAGAUGUAGGUUUACAUGGAGUUUCCCAUUUACUGAUCUGCUGAGAAAAACACCAACCUGAGAUUGUAUUUUUUCCAUUUCUUUGGGACCUCCAAGUGUGCACGUUUUUGCUCAGCUUGAAGAAUUGUAGGAAAAAAGCUUUUUCUUCCCCUUCUGCCUCUGAAGGUGCUGUUUGAAACUUUUGAAUUCCCUACACUGUGCUUGACUUCUUAAAGCAACAAUGUAAGCUGAUUUCAGCUUCUGUUUGUGCUAUUAUUUUUUCUGUGUGUUCAGUAGUUUAAAAAAAAAAUAAUAAUCUGUUUUCAUAAAGAAAACUUCCUAAGUGUAAAAGGUCUUAUUAAUACAAGAUGUAAUGGGAAAAUGCUGCCUUUCUUCCCUUUCUGUCAAGGCAAAAGGAAGAAAUGCUUCACAGGAACUUCUUGUGUAAAAAUGUUAGGUAGCAGCUCAUCUGAGCGUUGAGUUGAAUGUAGCAGGUAUUGUACUGGGCACACACCAAUAGUAGGCUGAAAGAAGGGGCCGUUCACGCCCUGCUGACUGUACCAAUUAGAAGGCUCUGGAAUUAGCAGCUGUUGGCAUUGUGGUGACUCUUCAGUAAAACACAGAAUCAUAGAAUCACCAAGGUUGGAAAAGACCUCCAAGAUCUGCCAGUCCAACCAUCCACCUACCGCCAGUAUUUCCCAGCUAACCCACAUCCCUUAGUAGCACGUCUGAACCUUUCGUGGACACAAAUACGAAUCUUCUGGGGCUGGAUCCCAGGACGUGGCUGCGCGCUGCCCUCUGUUUGGGAUGCACUGAUUCACGUGGCCAUGGGAGUUGGGCCGGGCCUGAGGUGGAUUUCGGUCUGAACCCUGCAGAGUGGGUGGGGAGCCCACACUGCCCCCACAUAAGGGGGAGCUAGAAAGGUUUUUGGGCUGAGUGUUAGCAGAGAUCCAGUGAGUUGUCUUAGCGUACUGAAAUCUGAAAGCUUGGAGGCUCUGGAACCAUUUCUGCAGAGUGGAUAAGUACAGAUCUCAAUACCCCGGGAACACCUGGCUCCCUGGUUUUCUCCUUUUUUUUAAUUAAGUAAACAGAAAUGUGUAAUUGCUUCCCACUUUGUGUACUUCGUGUUUAAUGGCCUGAAGCGAGAACCUGACAGUUCAGGAUUUUUCUUUUGAAGGCAAAAUUAAAACAAAGUAACAUUAUUCAGAUUAGUGCUCUGCCUUCAGAGUUUUGCCUCUGUACGUCGCUUUAUUGAGUACUAGGAAUCUUGCAGGAUUGGGCUAAUAAAUUAAAAUACAUAGGUGAAUGCUGACUAAUGUAUUCAGUAUAAUUUUGUACUGUAAAAAUAUUUUAGCAUAGGAGAAUGAAAUAAUUGCCUUGAUUAGUGACUGUAUUCAUGAUGAUACUUGUAUUCCAUGAGCCAAGCAAUAGGAGGAUGUUGGGCUGUAAUGCCAUUCCAAGCACAUUGCUGCCGUUCGUGAAGGCUCAGCCUCUGUCAGAUCAAAGAUACUGGCGGCUGUCAGGAUAUUGUCAGAAUUUGUUGUUGCCUUUUCUACAGAAAUGUUGGUGUGUUAUGGUAGAAACGCUCACCUGGUGUUUGCCGUUGCUGGCGUGCAGCGGGACAGCUCGGUUUACUGCCAUCAUCCAGCUGUCAUACUUCAACUUCUGUGUUACAGAUGUGUUUAUUAUUACAGGCUUUCUAUAUGCAUGUUUUCUGUGUGUCUUUCUGUUCUCUGUGGAAUUGAGCGUUUGCUUUUGUUUCUUUUAUGUGCCAAAUCUUUGUGUUACCUCAAAAACGAACCAGUUAAUUGCUGAGGGCCAGGCCUUGGGAUGCUCUGACCUGAGCACAUAAUGUCUCUGCUGCAAAAAAAAAGUGGGGAAAAAUAAGAAGUGCUCUUUGGCUUCAGACAAACUAUGCAACAUAGCGCACCAGAGAGCGGGAUUCCUUAUGGUACAGAAGAAGCACGGCUCUUGUGUCCUUCCUAAUCCAGUCCUUGGUCCAAGGUUAGAAGAACUUGUACUAAAUGGCUGCCCAAUAAUCUUUUGUCGCAAUCAACUUUUGUUCCCUGGUUUUCCCCCUUCUCCCCUGCCUCCUUCUGUCCGGUUUGUUGGAUGUUCUGAGUCUGAAUGAUGUAGUGUUGUAUUGUACCCCUCUGUCAGUCUCGUGUUGUUGCCAGUUGGAACUUGUCUUGUAAAUCCACCAGUGCAGCUUACCCACUGGGUCAGUCGGGGCCACUUCACAAUGUUUGCAUCUCCAUUGUGCUGGAAUUUUUGGUGUGCUGCACCCCUCCAGGUGGGACUGACUUGCUCGUGUCCCCAUGUUGUUCUGUUGUGGCUCUGGUGCUUAUAGUGACAAACACCUGUCAUGUCUCAAAUCCAAUUUGUUUUCAUUUCCACCACUUUUGCAUGUGUACAUGCAUUUGAUUUUGCUGCUUCCAUCACCAUUCAGGGAUAAAUGCCCAUGUGGUCAGGACUGUUAUGAAAGAUUCUUUGUUCUCCCAUUGCAUCCGUUCUCCAGUGAAGACUGUUCCCCUUCUUGCCCCUGUUAAAUCAAUACACUGUUCCCCGGUUCUGUGUUGCUCUUCUCUCUCGGUUCAUCGUGUCUUCUCACCUUUAAAUACCUUCUUUUGAGUAGUUUGCUUACCCUUGUCAUUUACUCACCCCAUGGUGUACCUCGUACCGUUUCUCCUUCCUAACUCCACUUACUGUUUUGUCUUUCUUUAAUUCAGGUUAACCUUUAUUUAUUUCCCUGAUUUCCUGUGCAUAACUUGGGAGAGAAACAGCAAAUCUCUCUUCAGACAUCUGUGUAUAUUCCCUCCCCGGCACAUACGGUGCGAGGGGUCCAGACUUCUCCAUCCCUAACCCCAGGCUCUUCAUAGCACUAGGAAGUACCAAGUCUGAAGGUGGUGUUUUGUUUCUUGGGGUAACUGAGAAUAUGUGGAGAUUUUCUUCUUUGGAAGUAGCCACUGCAAUGAGCAGUUGGUCCGCGAGAAGUCUGUUAUGCUUCCAUACUCAGUAUUCUUAAUUGAGAAACAAAUUAUUUAUUUUGGGGAAAAAUGUAAACUUUUUUGUAUUUGUAUGUCAAAGUGGCCUUUAUAGGAAAAGCACAUAAAAUAUUUAGAUUAAAAUUGCUUAGUUGUGUAAUUUUAGUGGGGAUUUUUAUAUUGACAGGGUUUCUAUGCAUUUUUCAAAAUCUACUUGCUGUUCUGUGUUAAAAUUAUUGGAAAUAUUUCUAAAAUGUGUAUUACCACACUUUCCAUGGUUGAUCCCUUCGCAACCAUUCCUUUUGAAUACUGCAAAAAUUUUAAUUAACCCUGUAAAUUAAUUUUUGCCCCGUAACUAUUUGCAUUAAGUCAGUGUAAGGAGUUACAGAAUGAGUAUGUAGCUGUAAGAGAAUAAUCCUAGUAAUGUAGCUUAAUUAUGGAGAGACUUUCUGGAGAAGGGCAGUACGCAGUGUUUCAAUUGCACUUAAAAGACCAAGUUAGCAAAUCAAGUUCUUGCUGUACCUCACUCAUCCUUUUUUUUAUUAUUUUUUCCAUCCUAUAGUGUUUACACAAGCAUUACUAAAUAUGUGUUAUUCUAUGCAGUAUGCAAUUCUCCUUCGUUUUGUUGGGAUAAAACUAAUGUUAGUAGAUAGGAGAAAGUUCUGAAUGUGUGUGGAAUCCUAAUGGAUAUGGUGUGAGCUUGGUGGGGGAGGGAGGAGACAAAAAUUAGAUCCAUUAGUAUGUUUCUUCCAUUUAAUCGCAUACACAUUUUCACUGAAACUAAAUUAAUUAAAAUUGCAAUGGAACUGUAAGUAAUAUUAGUGUUUUAAGGUGGGGGGAGGGCAGGGGAUAAACGAGGGGCUUGCCGGACUGUGGGCAAAAAUACCUGUUGAGUUGCACUAUGGCAUUUGUGCAAUUGCCUUGGCUGCCUAUGCAAAUCUAGCCUGAGUUGGAUACAUCAGACCCUCCCGUUAGUGCUCUGAUUUUUACUUUCUUUUCUCGAGGUGUGAUUGUAAGGCUUGCUAAGUAGAAACUUCCCGGGAAUGUUUGUCAUCCGACGACUCCAUUCUGUCAUUCUCGGUACACAUUUUGAUUUUUUUGCUCAUUUCAGUUUAAUAAGAGAUCCCACACUGCUCAUAGAGGAGCAUAAGUGCAAGCUUCUGGGCGUAGUUGCAAACAAACAUUACAUGCUACUGUAUGUUUUCAUAAUUGAAAAAAAAAAUGUGCAAUUUUAAUGGCACUUUGACCUAUUGCUGAAACAGUGGGUCUUGCAAUGGAACAAACUCAGCAAUUGAAAACACUCUGUAUCUAUAUUAGAUGUCAUGAAAAUGAAGAAAAAGGCAAUUCCUCAAAUUGUACCCACAGAUAAUUUGGUAUUGAUUUUAUUUGUCAAGAGAUUUAUGAUUUGUUCUUAGAAAAAGUAUGUAUUCAUUGGUUUACUUUAGUUGCUAUAAAUUGCCCAGUGGAGAGUCUGGUCCACCUCCGCCCAUUUAUUUUCAUGGAGUGGUCGCACAUAAAGCUGUAACAGCGAAGCAGAGAACUGUUUGGUUACGCACCCGUAACACGGCUUGCAGAAUUGCUUUGUGGCUCAAACAUCUACAAAAAGGGACGUGAGAAUUUUCCUGGAUUAAGUAGCACUCGCUUUGUUUACGUGUUCGGUAUAAUGUUGGGAGACUAAAGGGAGGUUCCCUUUUUAAAGUGUUUGAAUUGUGCUUCGGAGACUUAGUGGCCACUGUGCAAAUUGUGCUGUAAUAUUGUACCAAGGAUCAGUGAAAGUGUUUUAUCUUUUUUAAUGUCGUUUGUAUUUGACCGGGUUUUAUAAAUGUAAGAAAACAGAGUGUUGUAUUUUGAUCUGAAAUUUGCGUAUGGUAAAGUAACUUUGCUUUAUGUAUUGGAGGUUUGUCCAGAACUUGAAUUAUUUUAUAGAAGGGUACAGACCAAAAUUAAUUGUCUUAAAGGUGUUUAAUAAACUAACCAAAUAAAACAUGGAUGGUUUGAAAACUUGU
Molecule: messenger RNA, 14794 nt
Organism: Numida meleagris (helmeted guineafowl)
Lineage: Eukaryota; Metazoa; Chordata; Aves; Galliformes; Numididae
Gene: GAN
Product: gigaxonin
Exons: 11
Coding region: 81-1874 (597 amino acids)
Biological process (GO): cytoskeleton organization
Molecular function (GO): protein binding
Source: RefSeq, a predicted model, not a curated record